UUCUGUUUAAAUACAAACACGAUAGCCUCGGAAUCGUCUCAGUAUGUCCACAGUGUAGGUCACUAACUAUGAUUCGUUUAAAUAGCAAAAUGUAUAUUUUCUCAUCUAGGUUUGGGUAGCAGAAAUUUAAUUUAGUGUACAAUGCCCUGUAGCACGGUAGCAUUCCUUUCUAAUUGAUCUAUAUGUUGUGAAAGCGUUAUUUUCAGUGGUUCCUUAAUUUUGACUACACUUCUACUCUAAUUCUAAAUGCUAAAAAGUUAUUUUCGAUGGAAAGAGUUGGAUCUAGUUAAAUAGGAUUGCAUUAAUAGUUUGGAGUUCUUUUUGCUUGGAAAUUAAAAAACCAUGAAGGGAAAGAUGAACACAAGUAUAACACAGGGUAUAACAAAUAAGGGAAAUAAUUCAAACUUCAAGAAGGAAAACUGUGAGAAGAAUUCAGGUAGUCGAAAGUCUGGGGUUAAUGUUCUUGUAUUGGACAGUGCUCACUCAUGGUUAAUUUGUUUAGGAAAUUUCGUCAUUUUGACUUUAACGGCCAGUUUCUCACGUCUGAACCACAUGACCUUCCUAGACAUAGUGCAGAAGUUUGACGUGUCUAUAACAGCGGCCUCCAUUGGGUUCACUCUGCAGCUUGUGUCCCUUAGUAUAUUCUCUACAUUAGUGACAUCACUGAUAGUCCCAGCCACGGGCGAGAGGCUCUCCGGUUUGAUCGCCUCCUGCAUUAGCUGUCUGACCAUUUUCGGCAUUGGUCAUUCACCGAAUAUCGCAGUCUAUUUGCUCUGCAUGACCGUUAAAGGAGCAUGUAUAGCUGUGACCAAUGUUCCCUCCAUCGCCCUAAUCAGCAAGUACUUCGACAAGAGAAAAUCUUUAGCCACGGCGUUGGCUUGCAGCGGAAUGGCUGUUGGUUCAAUGGGAGCGCCGCCAUUGGUUGAAGUCAUGCUUCAAAAUUACGGGCUUCAGUGGACCUAUAUUCUCAUGGCAGCUCUUGAACUGAACGCCAUAUGGGCCGCUAUGCUGCUAAGGCCAACUAGCCGCUAUAAUAAAGUCAUGACUAAUGAGGAAUACAGACAAAUCAAGAGUGUUCAGGCUGAGGAAACUCCUGAAAACCUUGCUAUAGAGUUGCAUCCCUUGAAUGAGCCCCUGGCAGACGACACUAAAAAUCAGAUUGAAAACGCACGUGACGAACAGGAAAUCCCGAAAAACUCCCAUAAAUAUGUUGAUAAAGAUUGUGACUUCCUGUACGUUGAAAAUAUUAACGGAACAAUAUUUAAUUUUGAUAAAGAAACACAUUUGGAUAAGGAUUUAACACCCCGCACAAUCUCUACCGUGUCCAACGAAUCCAGUAAAAUACCAACAAUGGAAGAAUUUAUUAUUCCUAAUCUAAUACAAAUAGAUCCAAAUUUAAACAUACAAAAUGCAACAGUUGAAGAACAUAAUUUACAGAAUUCGACAAAAAAAUCAUUUACAGAAAGUGCCAAACUCAAUUCGGAAAUCUGUGAGAUCAACGGGACUUUUGGCCUGACAGACGAAUCAGUUCAUGGGAAUACCGAGUCUUCAACGAAAACUCCAAAGGAAGGGUCUAGAGUUAAAGCUGCCCUGUGCUCAUUAUCCAUGGGCAUCUACCAUGCUUUUAAUCUACAACUACUGAAAACAUGGUCAAUGCGCUGUCUGCUGUUCUACUGCGCGUCCGGGAUAAUCAUCAUGUAUGUGCCGGCAUAUAUGCCAACAAUAGCCAUUAAGAACCAGAUGAGUCCUGACCAGGUGUCUCUGUUGCUCAUCGCUGCCGGGGCGGUAGACUUCGUCGGCAGGAUCGCCAUUGGCGCCUUUGCUGACAUGAAAAUAUUGACAGCAUGCCAAAUUGUAGCUAUAUCACAGUUGAUCUUAGGUACAAUCUGCCAGUUUGCCGUUUACUACAAUACUUUUGGCACCUUGAUGUUUCUGUCAGUGAGCAGCGGUUUGUUCACCGGAAGCAGAACUGGCCUUGCCAGCAUCGUCUGCUACGAGUUCAUGGGGGCUCAGAAUUUGCUCAAGUCUUUUGGUGUUCAGACCAUGCUGGGAACGCUCUCGAUGGGACUUCACCAUCCUUUGUUAAGCUCAAUUCUCGAAGCCACCGACUCGUUUGCGUACCCUCUUCAUUAUGUUGGGGCCGCCACGUAUGUCAGCGCCAUCUUCAUCCUCCUGCAGCCAAUAGCGAAUCGUCAUGACAAAAGACGUGCUGCGAUUCAAGAACAACAACCCACAUGACAAGAACAGUAAUCACAAAGUUCAUAAAAAGUUUGCCAGAUUUUUAAAGGGACAUUGCCAUUUUUAUUUUGUAUUUAUUUUAAACUCAGGAAAUGUUGGGUCUAUGGAAUGCUGUGAUAAUUAUAUGUUGUUGUUGUUAAUGUUGUAUUAUCAUUAUUUUUAACAAUUCUCAGACGUUCCUUUAGAAUGUAAGAUUAUUACGUCCUAAGCCAAACAUCCAGUAGGACGUCAAGGGGCAACAGUGGGUAGGAUUCUAGCCCGUGAUCAUGAAACUGACGGUCCAAAGCGCCUACCACACAACCAGGAGCCAUCUUGCAUGAGCAUUAAAAACUAUACUAAAAAACUGUAUAUAGGCAGAAAUGUUAUAUAUGAGACGAUAUGAUAUGAGAGGAUAACUAUUUGAUACAUUGUACUCCGCAAUAAUAAUAAUGUCCCUUGCCAAGGACAAGAAUGAUAUAGGCCAGAUUUUCAAAAAUGUUUACAGUUGAUGCUCCCCCCCCCCAACCGAAAAAAAAAGCUAUUUUUCGCCUCCCCCCAUCCAGCUAGGGUCCCGAGCAUAGCCCCCCAACCCCCUCUCUUAAGUUUGUCAGGACGUCCCUACUUCCUUUUGAGAGCCUUUCGCCCCACAGCUUGAGAAGCGCUGAUAUAGGCCUAGUAUGUUGCUGGUGUAUUUUAAUUUUUACAGUAUUUCAUUUUCAUUGUUAGUCAUCUGUCCAAAGAAAGUCAUUGAUGAGCAGAAGGAAAAUAAGAAGACAAUGAGAAAAACUUUUGAACUCAAAAAAUAGACAAGCAAAAAUAAGACAAAAAAACAUAUUUUAAUUAAAGCUUAUCUAAGGGGAAGAACUCUGUAAUUACAACUAUAUCAUUUAAAAAUGUAGAAGUUAUUACACUUAUUCCAUAUCAAACAAAAUAAUUAGAAAUACCUGUAAUUCAUUGACUGAUUGGUGUAAUCUCCAAUAUGUUCAUGUCUUGUUAGGCUCAAUAAAUAAUUGUUUCAAGUUUCAUCUUGAUGCGUAUGGGAGAAAUAACGUGCACGGCUAUAAAAAGGAGACGAAACCCGACAUAUUUAGCCAUAUCUGUGAGUACUGAAGUUUCUCUUGUUGGGAUCAAACAACAUAAUUAAUCACCAGUAAUUCAUUGACUAAUUGGUUCGUGUAUUGUGUAAUGAAUAAUUGUGCAAAGUUUUAACUUGAUCCCAUGGGAGGGAAGUAUAUAUAUAUAUAUAUACAUAUACAGGUUGGUUUUUUUUUUUGUGACAGUACGCACCUUUUUCAAUGUGAGGAAAACGUAAUUACUUUUCUUGUAUUUUAACGUUUAUUAUUAAUAUAUUAGUAGUUAAAUGCUAGGCAAUCCAUUACUAAGUACCGGCACCUAUUUUUGUUUUACAAAAAAGCACUAUAUAUAUAUAUAUAUAUA
Biomphalaria glabrata is the source of this 3654-nucleotide messenger RNA. RefSeq lists its product as uncharacterized. Gene Ontology annotation, molecular function: monocarboxylic acid transmembrane transporter activity. Bases 343 to 2238 code for a protein of 631 amino acids. NCBI's taxonomy places the organism in Eukaryota, Metazoa, Mollusca, Gastropoda, Planorbidae. The transcript is spliced from 7 exons. Gene Ontology annotation, biological process: monocarboxylic acid transport; transmembrane transport. The record is from RefSeq and is a predicted model, not a curated record.